AUGGGAAGCCAACUUGGGAUGUCUUAUCCUUACGGGAUUUCUCCUAAUCAACCACCUGUCAUACUUUCGAAUGAAUCUAGAAGGGCGACUAUUGAUCCAUCUAUCAGCGACAAAGAAUCUCUAACGCCAUCAUCUGUUCCAGCAACUCAGGUGCCACCACACUCAUCACAAGAAGAGCGUGAAGUUGAGCUGGAGGAAAAUGAAUUGAAAAGAAGAUUUUGGUCUCCCGAUGAAGAUGUAAAGGAUCAAGCUUUUUGGAAACGUAUUGUUGAUUACUACAACAAACAUCGCCCCACUGGAUCUAUGACGAGAAGUUAUCAGCGUCUGAAAUCACAUUAUUACAGUUGGAGUGACGAGAAUGUGUUGGAGAAUGCACUGAAUAUGUGGAAAGCCAACAACAAUAACAAGGAUUUUAAGUAUAUGCAUGUGUGGAGGGUUCUCAAAGAUUACGAGAAAUAUACUCCACAAUCAGUUGCUCAUUACUCUAACAAGAAGGCAAGGAUAUCCGAGUCAGAAGGAAACACUUCAACAUCAAAUCCAGAUACAAGUGUUGAUUUAGAUGACUCUGAAGUCCACAUUCGUCCGAUAGGACAAAAGGCAACGAAGAGGAAGGGCAAAUCUAAAGCCAGAGAGGGCGACACAAUGGAACAUAACAUCGACAAAGAAUGA
This is a messenger RNA of Zingiber officinale, 669 nucleotides long. RefSeq lists its product as uncharacterized. The transcript is spliced from 3 exons. NCBI's taxonomy places the organism in Eukaryota, Viridiplantae, Streptophyta, Magnoliopsida, Zingiberales, Zingiberaceae. The coding region runs from base 1 to 669 and encodes 222 amino acids. The record is from RefSeq and is a predicted model, not a curated record.